AUGAAAAAAGAAGCUGACGUCUCUGAGCAGGCCGUCGAGCCUGUGGCUGUUCCGUUGGUCACGAGGCUAUUUUACGCGCAGAGAUUCAUAGAAAAGCAGUACGAGGAAGUGAAACACGAGGCACAUCUGCAGUGCUGGAACCAGUGGAUCUUCCGCUCUCUCAAGAUCCAGUCUCUCGAGCCCACUAGUGACUACACAACCUGGAGGGACGACAGUCUUGGCGAGCGCAACUCGCACUGGCUUGCGUGCGCCGGGCUUCUCACGACAGAAAUUAUGGGGGCCAUGCUGGUUCCCCAGAGCAUGUCGUAUCUAGGCUAUGUUCCAGGAAACAUCAUGCUAUUUGUAUUUUUUGGCUUUGCACUGGUGGCAGGCGGACUGGUCUGGUGGCUGUUCAUAUUUUUCGACUCUCCAGAGUACCCCGUGCGGACCUUUGCGGACAUUGCCGAGCUGCUUGGCGGGAAAACAUGGCGACACGUGAUAGUUUUUUUACAGGUUGUGGCUAUGAUUUUGACCUCUGCCACCAUCAUCAUUGGGGCGGCCGAGGGGCUGGAGAUUAUGCGGGACCAGCGCGUGUGUUUCUGCGGGCUCGUGGUGCUUCUGUGCGGCGUUCAGGCAGUCAUUGGCCAUUUGAAGCAGCUUAAGCAGCUCGGCAAUCUAUGCGUCUGGAUAUCUGUCAUCAAUUAUAUAUGCCUGUUUGCGCAGCUGGGGUUUUUCAAGGAGCCAAACUGGGACAACGCGAAGGCCGUUCUGGGCCUGGACCGCGGCGACGUCCACAGCUACGCCGUGGCUCCGCAGGACUUCGUCUCGCGACUGGUUUCCGUGACUAGUCUCUCGUACGUUUUUGCAGGGCUGCUGGUUUUCCCGGAAAUUCUGGCUGAAAUGAGAAGACCGUGGGACUUCUGGAAAAGCAUGCUGCUGGCGCAGGUGUGCAUCCUGGCAACGUAUCUGCUGUACGGGAACUAUGUGUACGCGAAACAGGGCCAAUUCUCAAACUCGCCGGCCGCGCUGGGCAUCGCCAACGUUGCCGCUCUGCGCGGCUUUGGAUUUGUCACAUUCAUCACUGGUUUCGUCCAGGCCACGUUCUACGGCCAUCUGUCGGCCAAAGUGUUCUACAAAAACUACCUCCCGGACAUAUUCAGGAACCUCCGGCUCAACUCGGUCCGUGGAACGCUGCUCUGGUCGGCCACGGUGUGUCUGAUCUGGGUCGUCAUAUUCCUUAUCAGUGCAGGUGUUCCGAACGUGAUGGCAGUGGCAGCGUUCACGUCUGCGCUGACGAUGAUCCCACUCACAUACAUGCUCCCGUACCUCUUCAACGUGUGGACGCUCUGUGUGAAGACCAACGCAGAAAACAUAAUUUUCUAUGAUGCAGCUGCUAUGAAAACGGAAGGGUACGAACAUAAGCUGAAAAAAUACAUCAAGGCGGGCAUUAGAGCUCAUAAGCGCCACUCGGGCGUCUUUCUAUCAAUUCUCGUACUGGCAAGCGUAUUUGCCGUCAUGGGGAUUGCGGGGUCCAUCGGAUACAUGGUGUAUGUGUUUGCGAAUACCUCGGCCCAGAGUUUCAGUUGCAAGUCGCCAAUAUAA
This is a messenger RNA of Ogataea angusta, 1581 nucleotides long. RefSeq lists its product as uncharacterized. The transcript has a single exon. NCBI's taxonomy places the organism in Eukaryota, Fungi, Ascomycota, Pichiomycetes, Pichiales, Pichiaceae. Bases 1 to 1581 code for a protein of 526 amino acids. The record is from RefSeq and is a predicted model, not a curated record.